AUGAAUGAGAGAUUGGUAGUGGAUGAAACUUGCCAUGAUGUCGCUGUGGUGGGGGGAGGAAUUGGAGGGGCGUACUCGGUUUGGAGACUUCGUAACCAGGGACUCAAUGUCGGUCUAUACGAGUAUUGUGACCGAUUGGGCGGUCGAUUCUACACACACACAUUCACACACGCCCCGGAUGUCCCAGUUGAACUAGGAGCUAUGAGAUUUAGUAAGAAAGAUCAUCAACUCCUGUAUCGCACCUUGCAAAAGGUCGGUUUAAAGACAAAGCCCUUUUUAGAUCGUGAUCAAGUAAAAAAUGAUGCGAUGUACUAUAUGAGAGGGAGGUAUCUACGAAAAACAGACUUCAGGGACAACAACAUACCUUACAAUCUGCGACAACACGAAAGACUUGGCAUAGAUAAUAUAUAUAGGUAUCUGAUCCAACAAACCAACUUCAGUGGAAAUGCAUCUUUAUUUGCUCAGGAACGGCGCUACCUUGUUUCAAAGGACGGUGUGAAAUUGGAACACCAAACAAUUCAGGAAUUUUUCAAGAAGUAUCUAAGUGGCGAAGCGGUCGACAUUUUAUCCAACACAAUAAAAUAUUCCUUAUAUCAUAUGUCUGCCGCGUCAGUAAUACCACAGCUAAUAUUCAAUGAUACCAUGGUUGGCGAAAAUUGGUUGACAAUAUCGGGAGGUAUGCAGCAACUACCAGUUAAACUUGUGAAGCAGUUCCUGUCCGUAAACACUAAACGCCACCUCCUCUAUCUCAACCACCAGCUGCUCAGUAUCUCGAGGAAGACGGAGGAUAAGUAUAACCUUAUGUUUGUAAGAACACGAACGCUUGACGGGAAAACAAUGCAAAGUAAUGAGUCAGUCAUUGUGUGUAGUCGAAAGGUCAUUCUAGCUGUCCCUACCACUGCCUUGCUAAAAGUUAAUUGGGAAAUAUUACAGAAACCACCUAUUGUAUCCAACUUGAACACUGUAAACCAUCAAUUUGGUAUCAAAUUGUUUCUAGUGUACGAUUUUUCAUGGUGGUCAGACAUCCAUAGUAAAUCCGAUGUAUUCUGUGGUAAGUUACAUCUACACAAUUAUCGACAAAAGUGUCCAAACCCGAUUAUUCAGCAUUACCAUUAUUACCAUCACCAAGUCGCCAAGUUCGCCAGUAGCUGGUAUGCCACGCCAAAACGAACCGGCGCUGUAAUAUUAACCUCCGACCUUCCCCUAGAAAGGACUGUGGAUUUCGGGGUAUCCAAGCAGACAGGAGCAGCUGUCUUGAUGGUAGCUUACUCAUCACACGACAUGUGGCGGGAGCUACAGAAGCAUGGCAAUCACAUGUGGACACAGCAACAUGGCGUAACCACGGAAGUUGUGCGCCACGCCCACCUGUACCUGUCGCAACUGUACAAUAUUCCUGUUAAAAACAUCCCCGAGCCCAUCGAUGGUCGGAUAUCUCAGUGGAACGAAUAUCCAUACGGUGGGGCCUACUCCACGUGGAAAAUAGGAGUCCACUGGAGCCAGGUUUGGAAAUUGCUCCAUAAGCCGUCUGUGAUCGAUGAUGUUUUUCUUACAUCAGGAUCAUACUGGAAUUACGAUUCUGAUACUUGGUCAGAAAAUACACUGGAAGUCAUCGACGAUAUAAUGCGUAGUUAUUUUUGAUUUUUUAAAAAAAGGCAUAUGUUCAAUUUUCCCUCCAUUUUUUCAAUGUUUCAUGUUUUGUUUAGUUUUGUUUUGUUUGGUUUUAUUUCGUUUCGUUGCGUUUGCUUUCGUUUCUCACUUUACAGGUACCCCUGUAGGUGUGACCAAGUGUCCCAUUCUCAUCGGUGUGAAAACAACACACAGAAAAGAAUGAAUUUAUCACAAUAUUCACCAAGUUCUUUAAAUAUACCAUAACUUUUUUAGAUGAUAUGCGUAUUCCACGAUUUAUAGGCAUGCAAAUCGUUUAGUGUAUUGGUGCACACUUGAUCUAAAAUCACGUGACAGAGGUGCUUGUAAGCAACUCCUUUUAUGGUAGGAAAGCCAGGUGUAUAUAGUAUGUAAUACAUUGAUAUGCGUAAGCAUAUAUAACACGAAUGUAUUUGUAAUUAUUAUACCGUUGUUUAUUCAAACGUUCUCCGAGGACGGGGAAGUGUCUCAGUCAUAGAAGAUACGGGUUGGGUUAGGGUUUCUUAUCAUUAAAAAUUAGGAUAACCAGGUACCGUUGUGGUGGUUUUGUAUCCCUCACCUUUGACCAAUAAGUUCGAUUCAUAUGGUUGAUUUCAUGAAUAUCAACUUGUAUUGCUAUAUUUUAUUUCAAUUGUCGUGUAAUAAAU
Messenger RNA from Pecten maximus, 2291 nucleotides. RefSeq names its product achacin-like. Bases 1 to 1638 code for a protein of 545 amino acids. Lineage: Eukaryota; Metazoa; Mollusca; Bivalvia; Pectinida; Pectinidae. The record is from RefSeq and is a predicted model, not a curated record. The transcript is spliced from 5 exons. Gene Ontology annotation, molecular function: oxidoreductase activity.